AUGGAGGCCAACAAAGAUACCUCGGAAGCCAGAUCGACACCCGAGCUCAGUGAGAACGUACCAUCUGCUGCAAAUGUUGCUGAAGGAGCAGGCGGCGGUCUGGGGCUCCAGGCUCCCAAUUCGAAGAAGCGAGCAUAUCCUGGUACCACUACUGCUCCUGCCACUGAUGCUUCCGAUGAUCGGCCUCUACGCGACUUGAGCCGGAUCAACUAUCCCAAGAAGCGGGUUUCGGUCGCCUGUGAACUAUGUCGGUCGCGAAAGACGCGGUGCGAUGCAAAGAAACCCUCUUGCUCGUUCUGUUUGCAGACGGGCGUCCCGUGCAUUUACAGAACGACUGUGAUCAGCACCAACCAAGCUCCAAAGACCUCGAACGGCGAAGACCAUCAACUUGAAGAUGAGCAGGUCAAUUACAGCCACUGGCAGAAUGUCAUAGCACGUCUCGACCGCAUUGAAACACUCCUAGAAAAACCCGGCAGCCGGUGGUUCGGGUCGCUUGAACCAGAAAGCCCUGCAAACCCUAGCAUCCGCAGUCUAGAAGCCGCCACAUCCCUUUCAGCUAGUCGUGCACCAGUGGGCAGGAGAAGACAUGGCCACCAACAAAACGAGUCCUCGCUAGUCGGUCUCACAUUAUCGGGACUGUCCCGGCUCGUGGGUCAGCAGUGUCCUCUGCCCCUAUACCCGCUGGCUGACGACGACGACGACGAAGCUUUCCUGGAGCGGCAGGCAAAGCAAGGCGAGGCUCUCUUCCAGAACAGCCACCUGACAGUAGCAGAUUUGUCCAUCACGACGAGAUCGCUCUGGCGACUGCAAAACUCGUUCGCACACAAUGUCUUACCUUGGUGUCCACUCUUCGAUCAGAAAGAUUGCGUGAACAUGACCACCCGCACCUACGAUGCACAGUUCCCGGACCAAAGUCUAGAAACCUGCCUGACGCUCUUUGUUCUCGCUCUGGGGGCCCUCACACGGUCCGAGCACCACGUGGAGGAUAGCCAUGCGGGCGACUUUCCGGGUCUCGAUUACUUCCAGGUGGCAUCCAAGAUUCUUGGCUGUGAUCGAUCGUCGAGGUACGGGAUCCUGUCUAUCCAAUGUCGCAUCCUGAUGGGAUUAUACUGCCUCUACUGUCUGCGGCCUUUGCAGGCAUUCGAUGCCAUCCACGAGGCUUCUCUGGGCGUCGUUGCCUUGGUACAAUGUAAGAAACGCCUGGAGACCGACACGGAUCUGCAACGCAUGACUUACCGUGCCUAUUGGGCCUGCUAUCUCCUCGAGCACGAAUUGCAAGCCUACAUCUCGUAUAGCGCAUGCCUCCUCCAAUCGCAUCAUGACUUCGUUCCGCUCCCCCUGAGUGACCACGAUGAGCCAGGCAUGUACUGGUUUCUCGCCGAGGUGGCAUUUCGCCGCAUCUUGUCGAAUCCGCACGCCGGCAUCGGCUGGAAUGCAAACACGCUGCAUGCGCCCGUGGUGGUUGACGAGAUCAUAUCACAGAUAGAUCUAUGGUACGCUCAUUUGCCAAACCAGCUCAAGUUCCCUCUGGGACUUUCGCCCGUCUUAGAUCUGCACAAGGGUUUCCUUCGCGGCCAGUAUUACUCUAUCAAUUCGGUCUUAAGCUGGUCGCAUGUGGUCAGGCUCUUGACGAACCAGGCCCACGACGAGCAGGAGAUGAGUCGAGAUUUGCAGGCUGCGGCACGAUCUUUGGAGUUUUCGGUUCUGGCGAUCUUCUCGGUGGAAUCGCUGGUACAUGAGAGACAUCUGCUCCUCUUGGCUAAUCUAUUUGGGAUUUAUACGCAAGUCAUGCUCCUCUUGUGCACAUACCGUGUCCCCGAGUUGGCGGCGAUCCAGCAACCUUCUCAGCUCGAAGCAAUCAGGAAAGGCCGUAGCUUGCUUGCCAUCUGGAUGACGAGUGCAGAAAUCGCAAGCUACGUCGAUAAGAUAGACCAUACGAUGAUGGCAAAAGGAAUUGCCGUCUACGAGCAUACUACUGGAACCAAUAUCAGCCCCAACCAGGCGCAUCCGCCCCUAGUGCGGACGAACUCGAUUCCUCACGGACAUGGGCCAAGCUUGAUUUCUGGUGGCCGGACCGACGCCGACCUGUCCUACCUGUCUCGAUAUUCUGGCUCUUGA
Cladophialophora immunda is the source of this 2118-nucleotide messenger RNA. RefSeq lists its product as uncharacterized. Bases 1 to 2118 code for a protein of 705 amino acids. The transcript is spliced from 4 exons. Gene Ontology annotation, molecular function: DNA binding; zinc ion binding; DNA-binding transcription factor activity, RNA polymerase II-specific. NCBI's taxonomy places the organism in Eukaryota, Fungi, Ascomycota, Eurotiomycetes, Chaetothyriales, Herpotrichiellaceae. Gene Ontology annotation, biological process: regulation of DNA-templated transcription; DNA-templated transcription. The record is from RefSeq and is a predicted model, not a curated record.